Molecule: messenger RNA, 4019 nt
Organism: Acanthopagrus latus (yellowfin seabream)
Lineage: Eukaryota; Metazoa; Chordata; Actinopteri; Spariformes; Sparidae
Product: carboxy-terminal domain RNA polymerase II polypeptide A small phosphatase 1-like
Exons: 7
Coding region: 888-1676 (262 amino acids)
Molecular function (GO): RNA polymerase II CTD heptapeptide repeat phosphatase activity
Source: RefSeq, a predicted model, not a curated record
UCCCUUGGCCGCAGGCAGUUUCAAGGGGACCCGCACUGGGCGUUUCUUUUGCGGCUACUUUCACAUAAACUUUGGCUUAUAUUUUUAUUUUAUUUUUAAAAAGUUGUCGCUAAUUUAACUGAGUCAUAAACACGUGUAAAUAUAAACCUGCUGGUGAUAAAGUUGGAAACACGGGUGGUAGACAGACACACGGUGUCACGGUUCAGCGGGAGUAGCCGUUAGCCAAAGUUGGUGAGUUCGCUAAGCUAAUGCUAGCCUGUAAAUAAAUAAACAUCGGGCUUAUUUUAUCAUUUAAACGUCAAUGGACGCGUUGUGAACCGAGUUAUUAAACGUGUGCGGUGUAAAUGAAGUGAUCCGUGUCUUCAGAUAAUUUAUAAGCAGCGCGUAUUUGUCUUAAAAACAGAAUAAGCCCGCCGCGGCUAGCCUAGCCUGCUAGCUAACUUUGGAGUAACUUUGUAGCAGGGCUACUUUUUAAGGGACCGUCGUCAACCGCCGCCGUCUAACGUGUGUAACCGCCCCUUACUGCGCCACUUUAAGCGAAAUGGGAAGCCUUGAAACCUCCAUGUUUGUAUCUUGAAAUUGCGAGCGGAGUCGAGCACCAUAUUGAAUCAAAGUUGCCAUCUCCUUGACAAAUGUUUUACAACUUUCAGACCUCAAACUCAAAGCUGGGGUUUUUUUUCUUCUUCCCCUGAGCGGAGCACGGCGGCGUUAGAGGUAAUGGAGACAUAGUGAGGAUCCGGACUUUUGUUGCGAUGUUUUCCGGGCUGCCUCAGCGUCGUCUGCCUUCAUGUUAAAGUUUAAUGCGAGCGAGCGAGCAAACAAUCUCUGAAGUUUGAAAGUUGUGAGGUCAGCAGCUCCGGAACCGGACCGGACCAGACCUGGAUGUGAUGGACAACCCGUCCUCGGUAAUCACGCAAGUCAGCCGGGAUGAAGAGGGGAGCAAAGCCGCGGGGGAGAGAGGUUCUUCGCCCUCUCUGUCCUCCAAGAAGCCCCGGAGCAGAGGCCUCCUGUCCAGCCUCUUCUGCUGCCUCUGUCGGGAGCAGUCAGAACCUCCACCCGUCAACAACAACGCCCCUCUGCUGGUGGAGGAGAACGGAACCGUCUCCAAGAUCCAGGUGAAGCCUCUGCUGCCUCCAGUGAAGUCAAAAGACUCCGGGAAGAUCUGCGUGGUUAUAGAUCUGGAUGAGACGUUAGUUCACAGCUCCUUCAAGCCUGUGAACAACGCAGACUUCAUCAUUCCCGUGGAAAUAGAUGGAACGGUACACCAGGUGUAUGUCCUGAAGCGGCCCCACGUCGACGAGUUCCUGAAGAGGAUGGGGGAGCUGUUUGAGUGCGUCCUGUUCACUGCAAGUUUAGCCAAGUAUGCAGAUCCAGUCUCUGACCUCCUGGACAAGUGGGGCGCUUUCCGCUGCCGUCUGUUCCGGGAGUCCUGCGUCUUCCACCGGGGUAACUACGUGAAGGACCUGAGCCGCCUGGGUCGCGACCUGAACAAGGUCAUCAUCGUGGACAACUCCCCUGCUUCCUACGUCUUCCAUCCUGACAACGCGGUGCCCGUGGCCUCGUGGUUCGACGACAUGUCCGACACCGAGCUGCUGGACCUCAUCCCUUUCUUCGAGAGGCUGAGCAAAGUGGACAACGUCUACACGGUCCUCAAGCACCAAGGGACCGCCAGCUAACAGCGUUCGACUUCUCAUCUCAGCUCUGAACAAAACCGACGUACAACUAUGGAAAAAUAAAAAAAAGAAAAUGCACACACCAGCGAGGCUCCGGCACCAGCACCAGCUUUCACUGCCCAACAGAACACAGAGCCUUCACCUUCCCAGUAUCCUGAGUGACUCUGAUGCCGUCGUCACUGCCACCUUCUGGUCAAAACAGAAAACUGCCUGAAAUGUGCCUUUGGAAACUUUGUCCCGGUCAACCUGUGAUGAACCAGCUGAUGUGAGCGGAUGGAUGGACGGUUUUGCGGUUCGACACAGCAGAUGUCUGUAACCACGGAUCCUCUGGAUGCAGAUCGGGUACAGGAAACAGACUUUUCUCUCGUGGAUUUCAGCCGUCUGAUCCUGCAGAAGAUGCAGGAACCGAGUGCAAAGGAAACUUGAACAGUCUCGUCAUUGAAAGAACAGAUGAUGUAUACGUACUGUAGAUCGUUAUCUCCGCCACGCGCCCUGAUCUCGUCAGUAUCACACUAUUAGUCGCAAAGCAUGUGAUCCUCGGGUGUCAUUUUAGUCUUUUUUUAGAGCGAUGUAAUCAGGUAUUUUUUUUGAGUAAUCUCGACAGUGUUAUGGAUGAAUCAGAUAAAAAAAAAAAAGAAGCUUAUUCUGUAAACCUGAAUGGGGUUAUAAUGUCAGAUUUAAUCAGGAGUUGUUAAAUUUUGCUUGUAAGAAGAUGAUUGGACAGCACUUUACAAGUAUAGUCUAGUGUAGGAGUUAAAUAAAGCAGGAGUGACGAUGUGAAACACUCUGAUCCAUUUAAAGGAAUUUGGUAUGUGUCAAAAACAAUUAGCCUUAAGUCCCGUUAGCUGAAACAGACGUUGACUGUUGUAUUUCUUCCUGACACUAACACGAACAUCGAAGAGCAGCUGCUACGUAUACCGGACAAGGACUUCCCAGUUUUUUUAAAGAUCGAUGGAUAGCCAUAAUGCAGCGUGUCUAGAGGACCACGAUCGACUUGUUGAAAAUCAGAACAGGAGUCUGAUCCUGGAUCAGUUCCUUGUUUUGUUUUUUGUUUUGUUUUUUUAAAAGCCACAAAACUUGAAUGUCACACAGCAUUUACAGACUUGUUUCUGAACGGUUGUGGAAGUUACAGUUCGGCCUGUCAAGUUUGGUUUUCAUAAGCUUCAGAGUUUUCUGUUUUGUUUUAUUUUGUUUUUCUUGUUUUUUUUCCUGAAGCGGUACACAUGGGCUGGAAACAAUUUCAGGACUUUGUAAUAAAAUGUGUGUCGACGAGGGGGAGGAUUUGUGACGCGUCAUGCCUUGUGUGGUGAAAUUCAGGACAGAUUUAAAGGAGAAAUCCACCCAAUUAAUGAACCUGUUGUCGCUGAUUUAUCUCGCACCUCUGGGUCUCUUCUGUUGUUCGAGUGGAUGGUUUGGAUGUGAUGUUAGUGCAGCUAGGAGAAACGAUGUCAGGGUUUGUGUUUCCGAGUAUCAUAAAAAAAAUGAUACAUGAUACGUAGCUGUGUGAGGGUGGAAUUGUCCUUUAAAAUCUCAUCGACCACAUUGAAUCUGUAUUAGCGCUACGUGUUUUAGCGAUGAUCUGUUUAUUAAGGAGAACGUGGCUCUCCUCAUACGCGUUGACAAUACCGUGUGUCGACACUGAUGAAUGGAAAAAUGUCGGAUUUGACAAAGAGCCUCCACGGCAGGCUUGUGAUAUGACGGGGGAGCAAUUAAAUCUGCCGCAUUAAGAGUUAUUUUUGUCUUUGUUUAACAAAUUAUCAUCAAUUGUCAAUCAAAUUUAGUCUGUUUCUUUUCUCGAUAAUUACUGAUUGUCUUUGUCGCGGUCCUCCGAUACAAACCUGGUUGUUACCUCGUAUAUUAAUACGCAAUAUAUGGAUCAGAAGACACCAGCAAGUGACUAAAAUGAUAGCGUCUGACUGUUGUGGGCACAUAACGGGGUGAUUAUUUUUGAUUAUUGUUUCACAUAAGCCAUCAUUACACGUCUCGAUUUAGGUUCAUUACCAAUAACUGUUGGUUUUUAGUUGGGAUUUCAUUGGCGAACAGGAGUAUUUAUAGGAGCUGUCAGUCGAUUGAUGACAUAUAAAAACAAGUGUUGUGUCACUACCGGGGGCCCAUUCACUGAUACUGUACUUCUCACACAUUCAGUAGGUUUGUAUAUUUUGUUUUGCACAGUAAUAAAGCAAACAAAUGUUCAUUAAUAUAUGGAAUAUUCAUGUUACUGUACUCAUGAUUGAAUAGAUGUAACCUGAUUUUUUUUUUGACCUGUUGUUUUAUCAUACCAAAUUAUAUAUGGACUCUAUGUAAUAAUGCCAUUUUUUUUCUCCCAUAAAUGCUAAAUGAAAGAUG